This is a messenger RNA of Hippoglossus stenolepis (Pacific halibut), 3839 nucleotides long. RefSeq names its product potassium channel, subfamily K, member 3b (gene kcnk3b). The record is from RefSeq and is a predicted model, not a curated record. The coding region runs from base 313 to 1488 and encodes 391 amino acids. Gene Ontology annotation, biological process: potassium ion transmembrane transport; stabilization of membrane potential. Gene Ontology annotation, cellular component: membrane. NCBI's taxonomy places the organism in Eukaryota, Metazoa, Chordata, Actinopteri, Pleuronectiformes, Pleuronectidae. Gene Ontology annotation, molecular function: potassium ion leak channel activity; open rectifier potassium channel activity. The transcript has 2 exons.
CAGAGAAGAAAGAGGAGAUGUGCGUAAAAGCUGCAGGAAGGUGCGCUCCUGGUUUCGGGCUCCUGCUCCUGGAGGAUCUGUGGGAUUGCCCUGUGUGUGUGUGUGUUUUCUCCCAGCAGAAUCUAAAUAUAUGCUGGUGACAAAUAGUCCAAAUACAGUAGCAACCCAACUGUGAUGUGGGGGUGGCGCUGAGAGAGCGGCUCCAUCUCCACAAGUCCCCUCUGUCGGAUCCGGAGUGCGUCAGGAGAAGCAGGACGCGCGGAGUCUCAGCUGCCACCUGCACUUGGACACAUCCCGUCCUCCCUCUUGACCAUGAAGAGACAAAACGCCCGGACCCUCGCCCUCAUCGUCAGCAUCCUCACGUACCUGGUGGUCGGGGCGGCCGUGUUCGAGACCCUGGAGUCGAAGCAGGAGAAGAGUCACAAGAGGCGGCUCGACGCCAGAAAGUACGAGCUCAUGCGCAAAUACAACUUGACCAAAGCGAACUUCGAGGAGCUGGAGCUCGUCGUCCUGCAGCUCAAACCGCACAAGGCGGGAGUCCAGUGGAAGUUCGCGGGCUCCUUCUACUUCGCCAUCACUGUGAUCACGACGAUCGGUUAUGGCCACGCAGCGCCCAGCACCGACUCAGGGAAAGUGUUCUGCAUGUUCUACGCCCUCCUGGGGAUCCCUCUCACCCUGGUCAUGUUCCAGAGCCUGGGCGAGCGCAUCAACACGUUUGUCAGGUACCUGCUGCACCAAGCCAAGAAGUGCCUGGGGAUGCGUCAGACCGAGGUCUCCAUGGCGAACAUGGUGACCGUGGGCUUCUUCUCCUGCAUGAGCACUCUGUGCGUGGGGGCUGUGGCCUUCUCCCACUGUGAGGGAUGGAGCUUCCUCCACGCGUACUACUACUGCUUCAUCACGCUCACUACCAUCGGCUUCGGGGACUACGUGGCCCUGCAGAGGGACGACGCGCUGCAGAACGACCCCCGGUACGUGGCCUUCUGCUUUGUUUACAUCCUGAUGGGCCUGACGGUGAUCGGAGCGUUUCUGAACCUGGUGGUGCUUCGCUUCCUCACCAUGAACACUGAGGACGAGCGGAGGGACGCCAAACAGAAGGCCCUGAUGUCCGUCUGCAAGUCCCGAGGCGAGGUGGCUCGUCUUAUACCGGUCUCAGCUUCAACGUCCUCCACUCCUGUAGCAAAUGACAGCUCAAGGGCUAAAGAUUUAAAAGGUGCCUACACCGAGGUGCUUCACUUCCAGACUAUAUGCUCCUGCCUGUGGUACCGGAGCAAGGAGAAGCUGCAGGGCUCCAUACCCACGAUGAUCCCUCAGGACCUGACGUUCUCCGAUGCCUACUUUCAGCAGAUCAACAACUGCUCUCCCUACAUGGAGCCUGGAUCAACAGGCUGCGUCUGCGGUCCACGUCAGUGCACGAGCAUAAACUCCUCAACAACAGGUCUGCGCUUUCUCUCCCCGUUCAGGGUGUUUAAGAGACGCAGCUCCGUCUAGCCUUUCUUUCCCUGCAGCAGAUUUCAGUGCGGCACGAUACGUCUUCACUGUCAAGCGGACAACGGAUACUUGACGGUCCUCACAGCAAAGACACGACUGCAAGUAGAUGUUUGUGGUGCUAUAAUCCCAGUAAACCAACAGUAGGAGGCAGGAAAGGGGAAACGCACAUGCAGCACUGUCAACAGCAAAAUCUUAAUCAAAUAUGUGUUUAAGAAAGAGCAGCUGCCAGUGUUUUGACUUCAGGUGUUUCAGGGGCGUGCACAGUGCUUGGAAGAGCCAUGUAGGCAUGAGCGUGUGUGUCACAUGAACACAUGAACACAUGAACACAUGAACACAUGAACACGGUCCAGGACACGUGAUGUGACGUGCUCACGGUUUGUAGGUGGAAGCAGAGCAGGAGCCGAAGGAGCAGACUGAGCAAAGGCACAGAAACUAAAUAGCUGAAACGUCUCUCUGCAGCAAAUCCCAUUUUUAUGUUUCUGUUACUGUUCACUCACUUUAGAAUUUAUUUUUAGUUAUUUGGGAAUACGUCUCGAUGCUUUUUUUUAAUUAACUUCUCCUCACAGUGAAAUCAAUUCAGACUUUCUAGCCUCAUGAUUCCCUCAAACUUGAUUUAAACAAACCGUGACUGUCCGAACCUUUUCAGAACUGACACACACACUCGUAACUUCACAUGACUCACAUGUGCAGUUGCCUCUGUUAUUGUGUUAUCGUGUGUGUCAGUGCUCUCUGCCUGAAACGCUGAUGCAUCCGACCCUAACACUGCAGAAUUAUGUAACGUCACAAGUGGAAAAGUUCGAUAAAAAUGGUAAAAAUGGUAAAACUGCAUCAGCGGCAAAGUCCAGUAAUCACAAGUAGACACUCACCAGCACUGACGCCUCUUAACAUUCAGUGAGCAGCGGCAGAAAACACAGAAAAGCUCAAAUUAUCACUUAUAGUUAAAUAUUACAUAACAUACACAACAGAUUUUCUAAUAUCAAGGUUCCUGUUUGGGUUAUGACUCUUUCUCCUAUUUUUUCUCCCCUGCUCUUUUCGACCUGAACAUCUGCGAAGCUUCACAGAACUCAUCCACCAUCAAACAGAAUCACAUCUGGAUCAAACAGUGGAUGCAAACUAUUUUUAGAAGCAGUCUGCGGUGACAGAUGGGAGAGACGGGGGAGUUUUCUGUGUUUGGACAAUGGAUGAGGAGCCGGCUGUCAGUCGCAGACAAAUAUGCCACAAUAGACCGAGUCUGUGUGACUGACGCAAGAGUUCAAAUCCGCCCUCAGAUACUAUAUCUCGUAUUUCUGGGACUAUUUUUAGUGUUCGGCCUGUUUUUAGUUUUUUUUCUGUGUAGGCGACAAGAUGUGAAGUUUUUUUCUGGCAGCUACAGCAGAAGCUUUCAUCCCCAAAGAUGUUUGAUUGGUUUAAAACCUGCACAGGAAAAAUGGCAGUUUUUGGGAAAAUCAAAUCAGAAAUGAGCAAUACAUUUUGAUUAUUUAUUAAUAUAUAUAAUAUGUCAUAUUUUCUUGAUUAACUGAUACAUUCUUUUGUCCUUAAAAUGUUAUUGAAAUUAGUGACAAGUAUUUUUUCUUUUAAUAAUAUCUGUCAAUGAGAAAGCAUCAUAUUGCCACAGCUGAGUCACUGGAACCGAAGAGUAUUUCCCAGUUUUCCUGUUAAUUGAUGAGCUGAUUUAUUUAUAAAUAUUAUCAAUCCAUCAGAUAAUGAAAUAUCGAAACAAUAUUUACACGACUGAGUAGAAGAUUUACUCUGUUAUCAUCAGCAAACAUAUUCCUAGGACAUCUAUUUGGACUAAUGAAAGGCAUGCUGGGAAAUGUAGGAAAUAAGUGCAGAUAAAAGUUGUGUUAAGAACAAAAGUGUAGAAACACUACAAGUUAAAGUCCGGCAUUCAAAAUCGUUACUUUAGCAAUAAUACAGGGAAACAGCUAAAUAUACUUGAAGUAUCAAUAAUAAAAUGACAAUAAUCCUCUGUGUGGCUGAUAAGUUAGAGGUAAUAAAUUGAACAUCACAGAUUGGUGAUUUUCUGAACGUCUGCAGGGGGAUUUUCUUUUUCCCUCUGACUUUUUGCCAUUUAUUGUAUUUCUCCUGUGGGUUGAGAUCCCACCUGUGUGAUUCACUGUAUGACAACAUGAUCUCCUUUGUUUUCUGAGAAACUGAGGCCGGCACCUCAUGUAACACUUGAGUUGCACAUGUGAAAAGAGGAAAAAAUCAUGAUUGUUUCUGUGUAAUUUUGAUUUGCUUCUAAAAACCAAUGACCCAGAAGACAAGUGGACAUUCAUUCAAGUACUGUAUCCUGUUGCACCUACAGGUUUUCCCUGUGUGCUUGGAAAAUAAAAACAUUUUUAAACACA